Molecule: messenger RNA, 1672 nt
Organism: Polychytrium aggregatum
Lineage: Eukaryota; Fungi; Chytridiomycota; Chytridiomycetes; Polychytriales
Exons: 2
Coding region: 1-1383 (460 amino acids)
Biological process (GO): ubiquitin-dependent protein catabolic process
Cellular component (GO): cytoplasm
Molecular function (GO): ubiquitin protein ligase activity
Source: RefSeq, a predicted model, not a curated record
AUGUCUCUCAUCCUGACACUCGCUAUUGUGUCAUGGCUCAGCAUCGCCAGCUGCCGUGCCAGCUACAAACCAGUUCUACUCGACACCACCGUCAACCUCACCAUCACGAGCGACGUCCUGGAGGUCUCGGAGGGAUACAAAACAACAGUCGGCAUCCCUGCGCUCUUUGGGGUUCCCUUGACCGAGACCCAAGCUUUCCCAAUCUAUCCACUAUCGACGGAUGCUUGCGAGCCCUUCUCCGUCACGCUGCCAAACAACAAAGACUCUCGCUUCAGCAACAUCAUUAGGACCCAACCACAUAACCUCUCGGCCAGCGAGGAAGCCUCGCUCGGGUGGUUGGCGCUGGUGAUGCGCGGCAAGUGUCCGUUCGAUGUCAAGGUACUCAACAUCCAAAAGGCCGGCUUUGCAGGAGCCGUCAUCUACAACGACGGCCGGCGGUCGCUCUCCGGAAUCGACCUCCCCGUCCGCAUGGCAGCCAGCUCAGAGCCCAAGUUGCAAGACCAGAUCCACAUCUGGUCCAUUUUCAUUUCACACUUUCAAGGAUUGCUGCUCAAGGAAGCCCACACCACCAUCCAAGGGUUCUUUGGCCAUCAGAGCCGCCUGGUUGUCACAGCAUCGCCCGGCAUUGCCCCGUCCUGGUACCGCGACAACGCCGACCACUUCACCCAUGGUGACUCUGGGUUCUGGGGUGAUAUCUUCUUCCUGGUCACGGUCUUUGUCCUCUGCGGAUGGGCAUCGAUUCUCACCUGCCUGGUGGUGACCAUCUGCCGAAACUACCUGCUCUACCGCCGCAUCAUUAUCUACGAGCUGCAGGGGCCCCCCGUGCCGCCCAAGCUCAAGACAGUGGAUUUGCCCAUCAAAGUCAUCACCAACGAAGACCUGGAUGCCCGGCGCUCCGAGGAAUCUUUGGCCGAGAACGAGCGGCUCCUUGAGCUUGGCCUCAGCAUCGGCAAAGAGUGCUGUGCGAUAUGCAUCGAGGAAUUUGAGUGCGGCAGCCGGGUCCGUGAGCUGCCGUGUCGCCACUACUUUCACGAUACUUGCGUUGAUCCUUGGUUGACCAAGCACACCCGCCUGUGCCCCAUCUGCAAGCAGGACGUGGUCGAACUCCAGGCCGGCACAUCCUCUGGCAGCGGCUCCGAGACGACGCUCGCAAGCGGGGCCGAUGCCAACGACAACAUCGGCACUGCCGCCACCCAAAGCAGUCGCACCUGGAUCGGGUUUUUCAGGGAGGUGCAUCGGUCACUGCAGUCAUCCCGACACGAUAACGGCGAGCGCAGAGAGGGCUCUGCCUCGGUUCCGAAUGGCAUGGAUCAGCCGAGCCCGGCCACGACCCUACUGUCGACUGGCAACGAUGGCCAGAGCACUGUUGAGAUCCAUUCGUAAGAUACUCAUCGUUACAAGAUCCGAGCGACGGCAGUCACCCAACCGCUUCGCAACGGGGGAGGAACCAAGCGGCGGAUGCUGGGAUGAGGGCACAGGCCCGGUGGCCUGUUCACAACAAUCUUGGCUUUCUUGCGGCAGGCUUGGCCUUUCACAGCAAACUCUUGGUGGCAAACUGGCCGAUGAAUUCCUUGUAGAUGGCUCUCUGGUCGGCAUCCGUGGGAAUAAAGUGACUUUGCGCAUUCAGAGCGACAACGAGGACAUUGAGUGGAAGUCAGUACGGGAUGCUCCU